Sugiyamaella lignohabitans is the source of this 1605-nucleotide messenger RNA. RefSeq names its product type 2C protein phosphatase PTC1 (gene PTC1). Gene Ontology annotation, molecular function: cation binding; protein serine/threonine phosphatase activity. The coding region runs from base 1 to 1605 and encodes 534 amino acids. Lineage: Eukaryota; Fungi; Ascomycota; Dipodascomycetes; Dipodascales; Trichomonascaceae. The record is from RefSeq and is a predicted model, not a curated record. The transcript has a single exon. Gene Ontology annotation, biological process: protein dephosphorylation.
AUGGGGGUAUCAACGUCGCCAGACACAUCGUCUCACAUUUUGAAGUACUUUUCUCGUAAGAAGAAGUCGGAACUGUCGCCUACCGAAGAAUUCGGUCACAUCAACUCACCGGCUCCUCCAGAUAGUCGGUGCUCGUUUGUUGUAGCGGUUUCCGAGGAUCGUAAUAGAAAAUGUCGAAAGACUAUGGAAGAUGCUCAUACGUUUAUCUAUAAUUUUGGAGAUAUCUGUGAUAGUGGAUAUUUUGGUUUGUUUGAUGGCCAUGCUGGGUCAGCGUGUGCCGACUUUUGUGCUAAGAGACUCCAUAUUGUCUUGGAUAAUUGGAUUAAACGUAAUGAUAGAGAGACAUUAAGGCAGUUGGAGAAAAAAGAUGUUAGUGGCAAUGACGAUACCAGGAAGCUACGGACAGACUUGACUCCUGCACAUGCUCUUAGCUCGGCAUUUCUUGAAGUUGAUGCUCAAGUAGGUAAAAUGAGUAUGCAAAAUGCCGGAAGUACGGCCGCUGUAGCUGUACUUCGAUGGGAAGAUGUGGCUACCGGAGUUCCUGUUGACUUUCAACCCGCAUUGACUGAUUCCAGCUCGUCAUCACCUUCAUCAUUAUCAGCAUCAUCAUCUCUUUCGUCAACAGCGAGCAAAAUUUCAAAGUUUGUACUGCCAUCAAGACAAGCGAAAAAGAAUGGUAACAGUGGUAAUUCUCUCUCUGUUCCUAUACCAUCAGCAUCUAUUUCAGCAUCAUCAGCAUCAUCAUCUUCUUCUUCUUCAUCUACUACACAUGGAACUUCCCAUGCAGGCACUUCACCUUCAUCUGUUCACAAAAGCAAUAAUCCGGUAGAUACUAGUUCUGGAGGCGUAAGUCCAGGAACUGUUCCUUCAAUAACCAGUGGCUGUACUGCAGCCAUCAACACGAGUUCCACCGCGGCAAGUACGCGCUCAAAAUCCACCUCCUCCUCGUCUUCUAAUCUACCACCUCAACGACGCCGUGUACUUUACGUUGGUAAUGUGGGUGACUCAAGAGUUGUGUUGUGUCGAGCUGGCAGAGCCUACCGGCUAACGUACGACCACAAAGGCUCAGACCCAAGAGAAUCUCGACGUAUUGCCAAUAGUGGGGGAAUUAUGAUGAAUAAUCGUGUUAAUGGAGUACUGGCUGUGACAAGAUCGCUUGGCGAUACGUAUAUGAAAGAUCUUGUCACUGGAGCUCCCUACACAACGGAAACGAUCCUUCAAGAAAAUGACGAAUUUAUGAUUAUUGCAUGCGACGGUCUGUGGGACGUUUGUACAGAUCAAAAGGCUGUUGAUUUAGUACGAGACAUCAAGGACCCCAAAGAAGCGAGUGACCGAUUGGUAGAGUACGCGCUAGAUAGCUUUAGUUCUGACAAUCUCACUGUCAUGGUUGUCCGACUCGACCAGACUGCAUUUGUUAAUCCAAUCUCCACAAAAGAGGCUGUGGAAACUCCAGAAGCUUUAGAGCCUCAAUCGGCUUUGGCUGGUUCGCCACAUGAUACGCAACCAGACAAUAGCCCAGUCUCCACUUUGGAGAGAGAACUUGUGGUUCCUACGCUUUCAGCAGUACCAGUCUCUGCAACAGCGGCCCCGCAGACCGCAGGCUGA